AGCUGGUGCAUUGAAGCUUUGCAAUGAUUGGCUAAAAUAAAAAACAAGUCAGCUGAUUCAAUUUUUGCAGAACAGAGAAGACUGCCAUCAGAAGCAAGAAAACCAUGAGGUUCCGGUUUUGUGGCGACUUGGACUGUCCGGAUUGGGUCUUGGCAGAAAUCAGCACCUUGGCCAAAAUUUCCUCAGUGAAACUGAAGCUGAUCUGUGUCCAAGUGCUGAAGGAUCUACUUGGGGAUGGGAUCGAUUACGAGAAGAUCUUAAAGCUGACAUCGGAUGCCAAAUUUGAGUCCGGGGAUGUCAAGGCUACCAUCGCGGUGCUCAGCUUCCUUCUCUCCAGCGCUGCCAAGCACAACGUUGACUCCGAAUCUCUAUCCAGCGAAUUGCAACAAUUGGGUUUGCCCAAAGAGCAUGCCACCGGAUUGUGCCGGUCCUACGAAGAAAAACAGUCUUCCCUUCAAGACAGUCUUAGGAGAGGCAGCCUGAGAUUGAACAGCCUGGAUUCGGUGUCUUGGAGGGUGGAUUAUACUUUCAGCUCCAGCGAACUCCAUCAAGUCAACGAACCUGUUGUUCACCUCCAAUUAAAUGUGAAAAACGUCGACAGGGGCGUCCUAGAACCAGUCGCGAUGUCGCUGUCGGCAGAGAAGUUCCGGGUCUUGCUUGCAGAGUUAAAGCAAGCCCAAACCAUCAUGAAAACCCUGGACUGAAAAACCAUCAGGAAGGAAUAAAAUUGUGUUUGGAAUAUAUUUUUAUUUCGUCUCCGAUUCGUGACCCAUCCCUGCAUUUUCUUCUUCUUCUGUAUCACCGUCGGUUUCUGUUCCAUUUCAAUUAAAACUCUCCUUGUCUCUG
Anolis carolinensis (green anole) is the source of this 846-nucleotide messenger RNA. RefSeq names its product COMM domain containing 4 (gene commd4). The transcript has 8 exons. NCBI's taxonomy places the organism in Eukaryota, Metazoa, Chordata, Lepidosauria, Squamata, Anolidae. The coding region runs from base 105 to 704 and encodes 199 amino acids. The record is from RefSeq and is a predicted model, not a curated record.